Thyridium curvatum is the source of this 906-nucleotide messenger RNA. RefSeq lists its product as uncharacterized. Lineage: Eukaryota; Fungi; Ascomycota; Sordariomycetes; Thyridiales; Thyridiaceae. Gene Ontology annotation, cellular component: membrane. The coding region runs from base 1 to 906 and encodes 301 amino acids. The record is from RefSeq and is a predicted model, not a curated record. The transcript is spliced from 2 exons.
AUGGACGAGUGCAUUCCAGAUUACAAGAACGCCAAAUUCUCGUUUUACCGCUAUGAGCCAUCUCUCCCGCUGGCUGCCGUAGCCACGGUGCUAUUUGGCAUCACGACUCUAAUCCACAUGCUCCAGAUGUUUAGGACACGGACGUGGUAUCUUACCGCUCUGGUUACUGGCGGCCUAUGCGAAGUCAUAGGGUACAUCGGACGGAUCCUCAACGCGAACGAAGACCCCGGCUGCUGGACCCUCGGACCCUACGUCAUGCAGAGCCUCCUGAUCCUGCUCGCCCCGCCCUUCAUGGCCGCGUCCAUCUACAUGAUACUGGGGAGGAUCAUCCAGCUGACCGAGGGCGAGCCGCACGCCCUGAUCAGGCGGCAGUGGCUGACCAAGAUCUUCGUCCUCGGCGACGUCCUGUCCCUGCUGAUGCAGGGCUCCGGCGGCGGCAUGAUGGCUGCCAAGACGCAGACGAUGAUCGACCUUGGCGAGAACCUCAUCGUGGCGGGUCUCUUCGUCCAGCUCGCCUUCUUCGGCUGCUUCGUCGCCGUCGCGGCCGUCUUCCACCUGCGCAUGGCGCGCCGGCCCACGCCCCGCGCGGCCCGCGACCCGGCCGUCCGCUGGCGCACCUACCUCGCCACGCUCUACGUCGCCAGCGGGCUCAUCCUCGUGCGCAGCGUCUUCCGCGUCGUCGAGUACAUCAUGGGCAACGACAGCGUGCUCAUGCGCAGCGAGGUCUACCUCUACGUCUUCGACACCCUGCUCAUGCUCGUCGUCUUUGUCUGGAUGAACUGGUUCCACCCGUCCGAGAUCGGCCUGCUGCUGCGCGGCGAGCAGCCGGUCGCCAACGGCCUCGAGCUCAUCGGCGUCAAGCGGCCCAAGUCUGAAGGGGCCGAGAGUCUUUCGUCGGAGGUCUAG